GCCAGAACUAGCGACGAUCGAUAACACAGUACAACCCAGCAGGCAACGUUGAGCAAAAUGGCGCCGAACAUGGAUUUUCGUGCGGUCCCGCUCGUAUGACUCCUUGGGCACUGCUCUGUGACUGGUUGCCAAGCGCAACUCUUUCUUCUCGACGGUCUGGCACCGUGUGAUGGCCGUCGCCAUGCCAGGCAUAGUUCCAGAAAUAGUUCAAGAACCAGGUGGAAGAGUAAAGGGAUUGACGAUUGUCAAGCCCAUUGUGUAUGGUAAUGUUGCCCGUUACUUUGGGAAGAAACGAGAGGAAGAUGGCCACACACAUCAAUGGACUGUUUACCUGAAGCCAUACAAGAAUGAGGACAUGUCCACUUAUGUAAAGAAGGUACACUUCAAGCUCCAUGAAAGCUAUCCAAAUCAGAACAGGGUGGUGACGAAACCGCCAUAUGAAGUGACAGAAACCGGCUGGGGUGAAUUCGAAAUUGUCAUCAAAAUAUACUUUAUGGAUACCACAGAGAGACCGGUGACGGUCUACCACAUCUUGAAGCUCUUCCAGAGUGAAACCAACAUUAUGCUUGGGAAGAAGCAACUUGUGACAGAAUCAUACGAUGAGCUGAUAUUUUCUGAGCCCACAAUGAUGAUGCAGCAGCUGCUAACAAGCACGAGGCCACUUACGGUGGGCCCAUACAAACAUGAAUUUGACUUCGAAGAGAAGAAGGAGAAGACGCUGCACGCCAUCCUCCAAGCAAAGAACAAGAUCCGGCUUGAAGUGGCAGACCUCAAGGAACGCCUCAAAGUGGCUAGGGAGACCAUCGACAAGUACAAGUCUGAGAUCAGCAAGUUGGAGUCACAAGCUGACGUAGAUCCUGGUGGAACGACAGCCCCUGGUGCUGCAUCCUGACAGUCCUUUGUCAUAUAAGAGUCUGAUGAUGUUUCUUGUGAGUGCCAGUGCAUGCUAUGGACAGGGUGUGUUGGUUGGCUGGAGCCAAACAAGUUGCAUUGCGUGGAGAGUGUGAACAUUGCAAUGCUGUCACAUGCUCACGUGACAGUCUCCCUUCCAAGAGGUUCGUAAGCAAAAAAGCAUUUGUGCUCCCUCCUUUCGUCACUUAAAUGCUUCCAUCGUUUUCACCAUCUUUUACAUCAUGAAAAAAAAAAAAGAGCAUUGCUUCAGGCAUUUAUGUGGUUGUAGUUUUACAAUUGAGUACAUUUGAUGCUAAUAACCUUGCUUCUAAAGAACAUGCAAAGAAUUUGGCCAAAUAUUAUUUGAGUGGAAGUGAGCCUUGCACCGUUAGGCUUUGUGUAAAUCAGUUGUGGGUAUAUUGCUGGUACAGUUGCCCGUUUUUAUGCUGGUACCUUAACCAGGUAUCCUAAGGUAUCCACCGAAGUUCAGUUCCUUUCUCUAGCUACAUCAGGUACAGUACACCAUCAAAUGUCAGAUGUAUGCUAAGGUUACUAUACAUUGUCAGAGGUCAGGUCUGUGCUGAAGCUAGAGUGCACUGUCGGUGGUCAGGUGAAUGCUGUAGCUACAUAAUUGGAUGCUGAAGCUACAGUACAUUGCAACGUCGUGCUGAGCGUGGCAGUAUGUUGUCAGGUGCAGGCUGAUGGUACGCCAAGUAAUAGGAUUUAUUCUGAAAGGACAGUAUGUUGUCAGAUGCAGGCUGCAGCUAUGUCUUCGUCAGAAUUUAUAUCUGUGAAGUCUCUCCAUUGAAACUAUUUUUGGAGUGGGCUCAUGCAAUCAUCUUUUGAUUGCACGAGUCUUGGUGAGCAGCAAGAGAGAGGCUCAACCCUGCAUGUAAAUCUCACCUGCUGAUGCUUCAGAAAUAAAUAUGGAAUUCUGAUUUCCUGUCACA
Messenger RNA from Dermacentor silvarum, 1841 nucleotides. RefSeq names its product YEATS domain-containing protein 4 (gene Gas41). Gene Ontology annotation, biological process: regulation of DNA-templated transcription. The transcript is spliced from 8 exons. NCBI's taxonomy places the organism in Eukaryota, Metazoa, Arthropoda, Arachnida, Ixodida, Ixodidae. The coding region runs from base 170 to 892 and encodes 240 amino acids. The record is from RefSeq and is a predicted model, not a curated record.